Molecule: messenger RNA, 1110 nt
Organism: Klebsormidium nitens
Lineage: Eukaryota; Viridiplantae; Streptophyta; Klebsormidiophyceae; Klebsormidiales; Klebsormidiaceae
Source: the annotation of a GenBank genome assembly
AUGUUUACAGACACACAUCUCUCGGUCAAUGCCCACAUGUUUGGUCUUCCUCCGGACGCCCUGAUCGUUGAGCAGCGGACGUCCGAGGUGACGCCCUUUUAUGAGGGCACGUGGAUGGACGGCAUGGGCUUCUUGUACCGCAACGCAGAAGGGGCGGUGCAGCGACUUGCAAUCUGGCUGGACCGCAGUGCAACUGCGUACGAGAAGUUCCCCUUCUCAGUCUACUUCGAGGGGAAGGCGCUCGGCGCUUUGGACGCAGCGGGCUGGACGAGCACAGACGGCAUUGCAAAAGUCGUCCCUUCCUCAGAGAGAGACGCCGGUCUACUUAUCACCCUUAAGGGCCUCCUCGAGGUGGAGAUCAGCCGCGAUUUUGAGGAGGAGCUCUUCACCGACCCCCCCGUGCAGUUCCUCAACCUGGCAAUCAAGUCGUUCACUCAAGGCCCGAGCGUCCAUGGGUUCGUUGGUCAGAUGUUCCGCGAAGGCGCCGUGGAAGAACGCCUGGCGAUGGGCACCUUGGAGGGGCUGCUCCACCGUGAGUACGUGGAAGGCACGGACGACGAGUACGAAGCGUCCGACCUGGUGUCCGCAGACUGCAGCUUCGACCUCUUCAGUUGUCAGGUCGGCAAGGACGACGAGUCGGGCGUUGGGGCAGCUCGCAAACUGUUGACCGCCCCGCCGCUUGUGCGGGACACCCUCGUGCGCUGCGCCGGUCCGCGCUAUGGCACCUUUUCGUGCCGCAUGUAGGCCCACCGAUUGGUGUUUCCCUCAAGGUGUUUGCGUAAUUUAAACGUUGGGUUAGUAGCAGGUCCCCAGACUGCUUUAAGCAGUUGUAUGGUUCGCGAAAUCUCCAACAGUGGGCCGUAAAUUCGAUCUUGAAUUGAAUUCGCUUUGUAUGAUCGAAUAUGUGCAGAGAUCUUUCGUAUUGGAAAACACCAACGGAGCCUGAUCUCAUGCAUGCUAAGAUAGCAAGGAAAUAUCAGUAUAUAUAUGGACCAUGGUCAGUGCAACUCUAUCAAGUUUCAGCUGCAUUAUAGUAUUUUAACCUAGCUUCCGAGUCAAUUGGGAUGCAUUGAUCACAAAAGUUGAUCCGACAUCGGUUGUAUUGUGAGG